Molecule: messenger RNA, 4335 nt
Organism: Vicia faba (fava bean)
Lineage: Eukaryota; Viridiplantae; Streptophyta; Magnoliopsida; Fabales; Fabaceae
Source: the annotation of a GenBank genome assembly
AUGGGACGUCUAAAGCUGCAAACGGGUAUCAACUCAAUAGAGGAGGAGGAGCCUGAAGAAUGUGACGAUGCCUGUCCUAGCAGAACAACUUUAUCGUGCAUGAUAAAUUCGGAAAUUGGUGCUGUUUUGGCAGUAAUGAGAAGAAAUGUGAGAUGGGGAAGUCGUUAUAUGUCGGGCGAUGAUCAUCUGGAGCACUCUCUUAUUCAGUCUUUUAAGGCAUUAAGGAGGCAAAUCUUUUCAUGGAACCAUCAUCAGUGGCAAUCUAUCAACCCCACAUUGUAUCUACAGCCUUUUCUAGAUGUGAUUCGGUCUGAUGAAACCGGUGCAGCAAUUACUGGUGUUUCUUUGUCAUCUGUUUACAAGAUAUUGACUCUUGAUGUGAUUGAUCAUAAUACUGUCAAUGUUGAGGAUGCCAUUCACUUGGUGGUUGAUGCUGUUACUAGCUGCAGAUUCGAUGUCACGGAUACUUCUUCAGAAGAAGUCGUUUUGAUAAAGAUACUACAAGUUCUCCUAGCGUGUAUGAAAAGUAAAGCGUCUGUAAUGCUGAGUAACCAACAUGUUUGCACCAUAGUGAAUACUUGUUUCCGUAUAGUUCAUCAAGCAGGAAACAAAGACCAUGCAUUGGUUAAUGGAAGCUCUAAUUUAAAACAGGAGACUGGAGGCCUAAAUAAUGAGUAUGCUUUUGGAAGUAGAAAGUUGGAGAAUGGCAGCAUGAGUUCUGAGUAUGAUAAUCAGCCGCAACCCACAAACUUUGCUUCAAAUGCUGCAAGUGCUGUGACAGUAACUAUGAUGGAUGAAAACACAGCGAUAGCACUUACUGGCAAGGAAGGUGCAUCAUAUGAUGUGCAUCUCAUGACUGAACCAUAUGGUGUUCCUUGCAUGGUGGAAAUAUUUCACUUUUUGUGUUCUUUGCUGAAUGUUAUUGAGAAUACAGAAUUGGGUCCUAGAUCAAACACUAUAGCAUUUGAUGAAGACGUACCCCUUUUUGCUUUAACUUUAAUCAAUUCGGCUAUAGAACUUGGAGGGCCUUCUAUUCACCAUCACCCAAGGUUACUAAGCUUAAUUCAGGAUGAGCUUUUUCAUAAUCUGAUGCAAUUUGGUUUGUCAAUGAGUCCACUCAUACUUUCAAUGGUGUGUAGCAUUGUUCUCAAUCUUUAUCAUCAUCUUCGUACAGAACUCAAAUUGCAGCUAGAAGCAUUUUUUUCUUGUGUCAUUUUGAGACUUGCACAAAGCAGAUAUGGGGCUUCAUACCAGCAGCAAGAGGUAGCCAUGGAAGCCCUCGUCGACUUCUGCAGGCAAAAGACAUUUAUGGUUGAUAUGUAUGCUAACUUUGAUAGCGACAUAACUUGCAGUAAUGUCUUUGAAGACCUCGCUAAUUUGUUGUCCAGAAGUGCAUUUCCUGUGAACUGUCCAUUGUCUGCGAUGCAUAUUCUUGCUUUGGACGGUCUUAUUGCUGUUAUACAGGGAAUGGCUGAAAGGAUAACCAAUGGAUCUGCUAACUCAGAAUAUUCUCCUGUGAAUCUUGAAGAGUAUAUUCCAUUCUGGAUGGUUAAAUGUGAAAAUUAUGGUGAUCCAAAUCAUUGGGUUACUUUCACCCGCCGCAGAAAGUACAUAAAGAGAAGAUUGAUGAUUGGUGCUGAUCACUUCAAUCGUGAUCCUAAGAAAGGUUUGGAGUUUCUCCAGGGAACACAUCUCUUGCCUGACAAACUUGAUCCCCAAAGUGUUGCUUGCUUUUUCAGAUACACUGCUGGGUUGGAUAAGAAUCUUGUUGGUGAUUUUCUUGGAAAUCAUGACGAAUUUUGUGUUCAGGUUCUUCAUGAAUUUGCUGGAACAUUUGAUUUCCAGGAUAUGAACUUAGAUACAGCCCUUCGUUUAUUUCUGGAGACUUUCAGAUUGCCCGGAGAGUCACAAAAGAUACAUAGGGUGCUUGAAGCUUUCUCUGAGAGAUACUAUGAACAGUCACCACAUAUCCUAGCUAACAAGGAUGCUGCUCUUGUGUUAUCAUACUCAAUGAUAAUGCUUAAUACAGACCAGCACAACGUGCAGGUUAAAAAGAAGAUGACAGAAGAGGAUUUUAUCAAGAACAAUAGGCAUAUAAAUGGUGGCAAUGAUCUUCCUCGUGAAUUCCUAUCAGAACUUUAUCAUUCAAUUUGUAAGAAUGAAAUCCGUACAACCCCUGAACAAGGUGUUGGCUUUCCUGAAAUGACACCAAGUCGAUGGAUCGAUCUAAUGCAUAAGUCAAAGAAAACUGCUCCAUUUAUUGUAUCUGGCUCCAAGGCUUACCUUGAUCAUGAUAUGUUUGCCAUAAUGUCAGGGCCAACUAUUGCUGCGAUCUCUGUUGUAUUCGAUCAUGCCGAACAUGAAGAGGUAUACCAAACAUGUAUGGACGGAUUCUUAGCUAUUGCUAAGAUUUCUGCUUGCCAUCAUCUUGAAGACGUUCUUGAUGAUCUGGUUGUGUCACUUUGUAAGUUCACUACACUCUUAAAUCCAUCGCUGGUUGAGGAACCAGUCCUUGCCUUUGGAGAUGACAUGAAAGCAAGAAUGGCAACUGUAACAGUAUUCACUAUUGCUAACAGGUAUGGUGAUUACAUACGCACAGGUUGGAGAAAUAUUCUGGAUUGCAUCUUAAGAUUGCACAAGCUAGGUCUUCUCCCCGCCCGUGUUGCCAGUGAUGCAGCUGACGAGUCAGAGCUUUCUGCUGAAACUGUGCAUGGCAAACCUAUUGUGAAUUCUUUAUCUUCAGCUCAUAUGCAAUCUAUUGGCACACCAAGGAGAUCCUCAGGAUUAAUGGGUAGGUUUAGUCAACUCUUAUCUCUUGACACUGAGGAGCCAAGAUCACAACCUACUGAACAACAACUUGCUGCUCAUCAGCGCACUCUUCAAACAAUACAGAAGUGUCACAUUGACAGCAUAUUUACUGAGAGUAAAUUUCUGCAAGCUAAAUCUCUCGAACAACUUGCAAAAGCGCUCAUUUGGGCUGCAGGUCGACCUCAAAAAGUGAACAGCACACCAGAGGAUGAAGAUACGGCAGUUUUCUGCUUGGAGUUGCUGAUUGCAAUCACUUUGAACAACAGGGAUAGAAUAGGGAUUCUUUGGCCGGGUGUAUAUGACCACAUAUCCAAUAUUGUUCAAUCAACUGUAAUGCCCUGUGCCUUAGUAGAAAAGGCUGUGUUUGGACUCCUAAGGAUUUGCCAGCGAUUGCUCCCAUACAAGGAAAACAUUGCCGAUGAACUUUUGAGAUCGUUACAACUUGUCUUAAAGCUUGAUGCCCGGGUUGCUGAUGCUUACUGCGAACAGAUUACUCAGGAAGUCAGCCGCCUUGUGAAGGCAAAUGCUUCUCACAUAAGAUCCCAGUUAGGAUGGCGUACAAUUACAUCACUACUUUCCAUCACUGCUAGGCAUAUUGAAGCAUCUGAGGCUGGAUUUGAUACACUUCUUUUCAUUAUGUCAGAUGGUGCCUACUCGCUUCCAGCUAAUUAUGUUCUCUGUGUAGAUACUGCAAGGCAGUUUGCUGAGUCUCGUGUUGGCCAAGCUGAGCGAUCUGUGCGGGCACUAGAUCUAAUGACAGGGUCUGUCAACUGCUUGUCCCGGUGGACUAGCGAGGCCAAGGAGACAAUGGAGGAGGAGCAAAUGUCCAAGUUGUCUAAGGAUAUUGGAGACAUGUGGUUGAUACUAGGACAGGGUCUAAGGAAAGUGUGUUUAGACCAGAGAGAGGAGGUUAGAAAUCAUGCUUUAUUAUCUUUGCAGAAGUGCUUGACAGGAGCAGAUGACAUUUAUCUCCCAUAUGGUAAGUGGUUAGACUGUUUCGAUCUCGUGAUCUUCACCGUGCUUGAUGAUCUUCUUGAGAUUUCACAGGGACACUCUCAGAAGGACUACCGCAAUAUGGAGGGCACCCUUAUCUUAGCAGUGAAGCUCCUGUCCAAAGUUUUUCUUCAAUCACUCCCUGUUUUAUCACAAUUAACAACCUUCUGCAAGCUAUGGUUAGGUGUACUGACCAGAAUGGAGAAAUAUAUGAAGGUGAAAGUUAGGGGGAAAAGAAGUGAGAAGCUUCAAGAAACAGUGCCCGACCUACUUAAAAACUCUCUGCUUUCAAUGAAAAUGAGAGGUAUACUGGCACAGAGGAGUGCACUGGGUGGUGAUAGUCUUUGGGAAUUAACUUGGCUUCAUGUGAAUAACAUUUCACUUUCGUUGCAACUUGAGGUAUUCCCUGAGCAGGAUUCUGAACAUUUGCAGCACAAACAGGGUGAAUCAGUAGGAGGUUUGGCACCUGAAGAAAAGGUUUCUGUUCCUUCAAGUGGAAUCACAAGCCUUGAAGAUACUGGAUUUGUUGGUUAA